Molecule: messenger RNA, 985 nt
Organism: Chelonia mydas (Green sea turtle)
Lineage: Eukaryota; Metazoa; Chordata; Testudines; Cheloniidae
Gene: PCLAF
Product: PCNA clamp associated factor
Exons: 4
Coding region: 16-558 (180 amino acids)
Biological process (GO): translesion synthesis; regulation of cell cycle
Cellular component (GO): nucleus
Molecular function (GO): chromatin binding
Source: RefSeq, a predicted model, not a curated record
UCCCGCCUCCGUGGGAUGGGGAAGCGGGGCGAGGGCGGGUCCCCGCCCACGCCGGGUCCCCGCCCACGCCUGCCGCAGAGAACCACUGAGUGGUCGGUUCUGGUUCCGCUCCGGGCCAAUAGGAGCGCGCCGCAGGGCGCGCGCGGGAAAAGCUGUGUGGUGCCUGAGGAGUGUGCGGACGCGGGCUCUUUCCCGCUCUGUCCGCCGCAGGCAGCGCGCGGGCCGAGCUCCCCCUCCCCUCGGCAUGUGGUCGCCGCCCGGGCUCCCCGGAAAGCGCUGGGCUCCAGCAGCGCCAACGCGGGCCCUUCGCCGCCUGCCAAGAAAGUUGAAAGCAAGUAUGCUGGUGGAAAUCCAGUAUGUGUGAGACCAACACCAACCUGGCAAAAAGGGAUUGGAGAAUUCUUCAGGCAGUCCUCGAGACAUGCAGAGAAAGAGAACCAGAUGCCUGAUGAUGAAGAGGCAGGAAGCAGUGGAAUAGGAAGACUUACCAAGAAAGCUCGUCCCUUGACUCCAGAUCCCACAGAAGAUGAUGCAUCCUCUGAAGAUGAGCAAAUAUGAUUCUGUCCUGCCUCUAUUUCUUACUGACUGAGCAUUUCCUAUACUUGAGUUGGGCUUUCUUGUACAUUUUGUAUAUAUCUUUUUUACAUUCAUGAUGGCUUUUUUGUUUAGUUAUUGUACAGAACUUUAAAUUAACAUUAGGCUUUUUACUCAAUCAUCCUUAGAACUACUUCAAAGGUUUGAGUGAUUGCAAGGAAGUUUCUGGUAAAAUUAAUAUAUAUAUCUCUUGGAGCUUAGCAUUCAUUAUAAAGCACGGUUUAAGUUGUCUUUUUUUUAUCAUCUUGCUUAAAAUGGCUUUCUUGGCUUCCCUAAUGAUUCCACUGUAGUGUGCUGCUUAUGGUGUUGAAGACUGGUGCCAUAUUUGUGCUUUACUGUCUAAAAGGCAGUCUGAUUUUUUUCUAUUAAAUGGAAGUAUUUUAUAAAGAAA